Molecule: messenger RNA, 1198 nt
Organism: Rubroshorea leprosula
Lineage: Eukaryota; Viridiplantae; Streptophyta; Magnoliopsida; Malvales; Dipterocarpaceae
Source: the annotation of a GenBank genome assembly
CAUUCUGAGAACUAUUUCAGUCCAUAUAUUCUUCAGUUUUGAGCUACCCACACCGUCAGCAUACUACAGUCCUACUGAUUCUUGUCAUUUAUGCAGCCAGAGGGUGCAGCUAUGUACAACAACUUGAUUCAUUAUGCUUAGUCCAUGAUUGCAGGCGAAAGUGUUAAUUUAUAUGUUGCAAUUACUGACAGAAUUGUACGUCUGGUUGACAAGUUUUUUUGAAAUGGAUCACCAGUCUGCUGUCAGGGCACUUGAACUUAAUCGGAAGGCAGGGAGUCAGAGCCUUUGAAUUCGGACUAAAGCAAAAAUAAGUUAAGGUUGAACAGCCCCCAGCAUCCUUUCUUGCUUCUAUUGAAGAGGAUGUGAAUGAGGCUCCACAGGCUUUAGUGCUUGGAUGUAAAUCAAUGAGUUGUUCAUUAAUGGAACAAAAACACGAAGACACUGAUGUUCAGGAAAACUUAAACCCAUCCGUUCCAUCACCUGACACUCCACAGAGUGAUCAAAAUCAGGCUGUUGCCACACAACAGGUUGCUGAUCUUCUGUGCUUUGAUGAUAUAACUCAAGAAGCAUCAUGUGUGGAUGAGAAAGACCCACUACCACUUGGAACAGCAACUUCUAAUGAAGCUGCUAUUGCAGAAAGUAUAUUGGCUGGCGGACUAGACUUAUUAAAACCGGACAGUCUGUAUGAUGAAGCAUCAGCUAGCAGAACAAACCAGAAUCAGAUGGAAGCAACCGCUCGACAUGAAGCUUUCUUCACGCAGCAACAGGAGCAGCCAUCUGUGCUCAAUACAAAUUCAACGGCCCCCUCUGGAAAUCCUUUUGUCGUUGAACAGACGAUGCCAUCUCAUCCAGCUCAGAAUUCCAGCUUGAUUUAGGGGUCACAAGAAAAAAUCAUGUCAAAAUUUUCCCCAUAAUCUUGUAGACUUUAAAGCAGAGGGAGGUGAAGCAGAGAUGAAACGGGGUUCAUGCUUAGGUUCCUCCCAAGCCGGGUUGUACAGAUUACAGAAACUAGUCAUCCUCCGAAAUCAGACUUUUAGGGUUAUGCCUCAUCUCCAAUUGCAGCCCAUGUUUCCAUUUAGAGACUCCUGUUAACAUUGUGGUAUAAACCUGAACCUCUAGCGUUAGUCUCUGCUCUACUUUCUACCCCUUUUCCCUCUCCUCCUCCUCAUGUGCCUCUGCUUGGUAAAAUGUUGUUUUG